This is a messenger RNA of Suillus clintonianus, 2146 nucleotides long. Its product is annotated as general substrate transporter. The record is from RefSeq and is a predicted model, not a curated record. NCBI's taxonomy places the organism in Eukaryota, Fungi, Basidiomycota, Agaricomycetes, Boletales, Suillaceae. Gene Ontology annotation, molecular function: carbohydrate:proton symporter activity. The coding region runs from base 330 to 2018 and encodes 562 amino acids. Gene Ontology annotation, biological process: carbohydrate transport; transmembrane transport. Gene Ontology annotation, cellular component: membrane. The transcript has 5 exons.
CAAUCAAUCACCUUGGUGAACUGAAAGCCUUAGCGGUGAGUUCUCGACUGACAGUACUAGUCAGUGCUAGUCUUGGCAGCAAUUGAAAUUGAAACGACGCUACCAAAUGCAGCUAGUAUCUGCAUGCUGGUGGUUGGUAACCUUCUCGGGAAAUAUAUGUGGGGCUUUUGAAGCUAUGCCAGCUAUGCCGCCCAUCUCAAUGGGGUUUGCUAGCCCAAAGCCGGGAUUCACUUAAGUCGGCCAUUCACACUACCGUGAUAUAGACCAUUGCACACUCUCCUUUGGGUGAGAUACGCUCACUCCUUUGAACGACAUAUACCCUCUGUUCUAUGAUGGCCACGACCUUGAAGAGGGAACUCCAGGAUAUCAUUCAGUACCGCAAUGCCUACUUUCUUGCGUUCUCAGCGACCACAGGAUAUUUCUGCUUUGGCUGGGAGAUCGGUUUAAUAGGCGGCGUGCUCGCAUUGCCGUCAUUUGAAGAAUAUUUCGGUUUGCUAUCGGAAUCAGCCUCUGCACGCGCCAGCUUGAGUGGGAAUAUCGUUUCGGUCCUGCAAGCAGGUGGAUUCUUUGGGGCGUUAUCUUCGAGUUACUUUUCAAGUCGAUUUGGGAGGAAGCCUGUCCUACUAGCUUCGGCGGUCAUCUACCUCAUUGGAAGCAUCAUCCAGGCAACAGUUGGCAUUGGAACUUCCCCAGCUGUUGGAUUGAAAUUAUUGUAUUUCUCCCGUUUCUUCGGAGGCGUGGGAGUGGGUUUGAUGUCAGCUUUGGUGCCAACGUACGUAUCCGAAUGUGCUCCGAGAGCCAUACGCGGUCGAUGCACCGGGAGCAUCGAAGUCUCUGUGGGACUGGGAAAUAUGCUGGCUUUUUGGGUCAACUAUAGCGUUUCUCUCAAUAUCUCACCAGGACCAAUGCAGUGGCGGUUACCCUUUAUCGCCCAGGUUAUACCUGGGGCACUCUUACUAUUUUUCAUGCUUUUCCAACCUGAAUCUCCCCGGUGGCUUGUGGAACGUGGCCGCUACGAGGAAGCAGCUGCAGCCCUCGCAUAUAUUACGAGAAAGGAUGAGGAUGAUGAUGCCGUCGUGUUGACUCUCAGCGAGAUUCGCGCCGAUUUCGUUGGGAAGCACAAACUGCCACUACUCACACAACUCCGCAAGAUGGGAGAAUCGAAAGUCAUAGCUCUGCGCUGUAUCAUCCCUUCCAUCGCUACCUUCUUCCAGCAGUGGUCCGGUACGAACGCAAUCAAUUAUUACGCUCCUCAAAUAUUUGCCGGCUUCGGUUUCUCGACUACUUCCUCGGCACUAUUCGCUACCGGCAUAUACGGCGUCGUUAAAUUCGUCGUCACAUGCAUAACUCUUGCCUUUGUUAUCGAAAGUUGGGGUCGGAAGAGGUCCCUGAUUUAUGGUGGCCUAGCGCAGGGCUUGAUGAUGAUAUGGUUAGGCGGGUACGCUGGUGUUCACCCCAACGGGGUCAUUGUGCCAGCAACGUAUGUUUCUGUUGUCGCCAUAUAUCUUUUCGGCGUCUUCUUUUGCCUAGGCUGGGGAUUCACUCCCCUGGUCCUCGGCUCUGAAGUUGCCCCAGGCCAUCUCCGUAUGGCCGUCAUGUCCAUCGCAUCUGCAACAACCUGGCUGUUUACCUACGUCAUCGCCCAAAUCACGCCCAUCAUGCUCGCCCGCAUAACCUAUGGAACGUAUCUCGUGUUCGGUGUCGCUUCAUUAAUAAUGGCAGCAUGGGCGUACAUAUUCAUACCCGAGACGACCGGGUAUCCACUGGAAGACAUCAAAUAUCUCUUUGAGAAGGAUAUCAUUGUUCGCUCGCUGGAAGAUGCACCUGGGGGCUGGAUCUUCCUUGGGAAGCGCCGCGCCGUCUCCGUGGAGGAGCUUAAAGCCAUCGAUGCACUUCCGACGAAUAGUCCUAGGGACAUUUCGGAGGAGUGUAAGUCGCGCUCGGAGGAAGAGUCAGCGCAGGGUCAUCCUCUUCGGAAUCGGAUUUCGCAAAAGUGGGAGGAUCCUCUUAUCAUAUGAACGCAGCAAUUGUGCAAAUUAAAUGAAUUGAUCAUUACGUCUUGACACGAUAAUUCACAGUAACCAUCAAUUGAAUUUACUUACGAUAAUGACAACUCUGGUCGUUGAACGUGUUCGAUAUCCGUAAC